This is a messenger RNA of Fusarium keratoplasticum, 2055 nucleotides long. Its product is annotated as Zn(2)-C6 fungal-type domain-containing protein. Bases 1 to 2055 code for a protein of 684 amino acids. The record is from RefSeq and is a predicted model, not a curated record. The transcript is spliced from 3 exons. Lineage: Eukaryota; Fungi; Ascomycota; Sordariomycetes; Hypocreales; Nectriaceae. Gene Ontology annotation, molecular function: DNA binding; zinc ion binding; DNA-binding transcription factor activity, RNA polymerase II-specific. Gene Ontology annotation, cellular component: nucleus. Gene Ontology annotation, biological process: DNA-templated transcription; regulation of DNA-templated transcription.
AUGCCCGUCUCAACCGGUCGUCGUAUGCCUCUCAGUUGCGAGCCCUGUCGGGAGCGCAAGAUCAAGUGUCCUCGAAACACCAACCGAGGAAGAGGACCUUGUGAGACCUGUGUGCGUCGAGGGAUACCCUCUUCAGAGUGUGUUUAUCUCCGGGAUCAAUGGCCCAGACGACACAAUCAGCCGGCUGCAGGGGCUGUUGAUAACUCGAAACUCGUCGCGAGAAUCGAUAGGCUUGAGGAGUUGCUACGACAGAGUGUGUCCAAUUCAGCGAAUCAACCUCAAGAGCCUGUAUCGAAUCUUCCUUCGCCUGAAUCGAGUUUGCCUCAAUCCGCGGGUUCGUUUACUGGGCGAAAUGAGGUGUCGCCGCUCAAGGGUGUCCCUUCGAGUUCAAUUGCGCCCCCGGCUGGGAUCAUUAUACGAUACGAGUCUGGACACGAAAAGUUUGAACCAUCAUCUUCACGCUGGUCCUCCAUCCUUCGGGACAAUCCCAAUGUGAAUGGCAUCAAGACAGACCUUGACGGUAACGACAUUGGGUCGAUGCCAUUUACAACCAGUACCGCCACGAUUGCAGAGCUUAUCGACCUGCUUCCGCCCACUUCGCACUGCGAUGAGCUCAAGAGGACUUAUUUCGACGUGUUUUCUCCCCUAUUUCACAUAUUGCAUGACCCGACGUUCGAGGCCGAUUAUCGCCGCUUCCAGUCAGACCCCGAGCAAGUGUCUCUCCCAUGGCUUGCGCUGCUCUUUGUUAUCUUGAGCAUAGCCGUCAUCGCAUUGCCAGAAGACAGUCCUCUUCUUCGUGAGCUGGGCCGUCGCAACUCCUCGCUUGAGAAUACGUCUCUGCUGAGCAGCCGAUACCGAGGAGCGGCAAUGAAAUGUCUUGAGGCCGAUCACUACCUCUGGCGACACAACCUGAAUACACUACAAGCUGUUAUUCUUCUCAUCUACGGCAUAAAUCACACCCACGGCCAGUCCUGGGCUCUUCUGGGUACAGCGCGCAACAUUGCCUUGGCUCUCGGUUGUCAAAUCGACCCCACGGUCUUUGGGAUGGAUCGGAUACGAGCUGAGGAGCGUCGAAGAUGCUGGGCUGGACUCAACAUGCUUUACACGAUACAAAAUACUACUCUCGGAAACCUAGAUUCGACAUUCACCCCUUCAAGUGUCAAGGCGCCUUUGGACGUCAACGACGAUGAACUUGUCGCUGGAUUUGAUGUGCCAGUCUCACGGAAUGGACCAACACAGAUGUCAUAUCUCUUGCUCAAGUUUGACCUCUACGGUCUUUGCACGCGCAUCUGCAGCGAGGUCUUUGGGGCGUUGCAUGUGCCUUCUUACAACACCAUCCAGGCUCUCGACUCUGAGAUUUCCGCCCUGCAAGAAGUUCUCAACUACAAGUAUUUGUUUGACACAGCACUUCCUGUUCAUCAUGCUGUUCAACUGAACAUUCUGUUUGGGUAUUCGCAUCAACUCACACUCCUCUUACACAGACCAAUUCUACGACAGAGGACAGCGGACAUGCGGUAUACCAGGGAGAAUCUUCUCACGUCGCAGAGGAAGUGCAUUGAGAGCUCUCAGGCAUUGCUCAGUAUACAUCGGACACUCUAUGAGGACGCAAUGUUUCGCCCUUACCAGUGGUAUAACCGUGGCCUGGGCAGCUUCCAUGCAUUCCACGCCGCAGUGUGUCUGGCUCAUAUCUGUACGAGUGGAAUGAGCGUGGAAGCAUCUACGAAAGACGUUCUGCGUCGGGAGCUUCAAGGGGCCCUCGAGAUAUUUGAGCAGAUGGCGAAAACGGGAAUGAGUGCCGUCUGUCAAAAGGCCACGCCUGUGCUGAAAAAGUUGAUUGGUAUGAUCGCACCUCAAGAGAUUCAGCAUCCGGUUCCUUCAAUGGCAUCCGACAGCCCUACUCAUCAAACUGCAGUGAGCUCUGAUCGAUCAGGGCUAGAGUUUCUUGAAGAGCCAAUCGACAAUUUGGCACCGCAGCAGUGGCUUUCACCUUCGACGAUGGGUUGGGAAGAGUGGGAGACGUUUUUGGAGAACAAUUCUACUGCGAAUGUACUCUAG